AUGGAAGAGGGAAAUCACUCGGUGGUGACUGAGUUCAUUCUCUCAGGCCUGACAGAUCGUCCGGAAUUGCAGGCCCCUCUCUUUGGAGUUUUCCUAUUGAUUUAUGUUAUCACUGUGGUGGGAAAUGGGGGGAUGGCCUUGUUAAUCACGAUUGAUCCCCGACUCCACACCCCCAUGUACUUUUUCCUCCGGAGUUUGUCUUUCUGUGAUCUCUGCAGUUCCACAGUGAUUGCCCCCAAAAUGCUGCAGAAUUUCUUAAUUGAGAGGAAAAGCAUUUCUCGCACUGCCUGUGCUGUGCAAAUGUAUUUCUUCCUUUAUUGUGUUGAUGUUGAGUGUCUCUUGCUGGCUGUGAUGGCGUACGACCGUUACGUGGCCAUCUGUAACCCGCUGCUCUAUACGGUCACUAUGUCCAGGCAGCGUUGUAACCAGCUGGUGGCUGGGGUGUGCGCUGUGGGGUUGGUGGAUUCUGUGAUACUGACGUGUUUUACAUUCCGGCUGUCAUUCUGUCACUCCAACAUCAUCAGGCAUUUCUACUGUGACACCCCCCCACUGCUGGUUCUCUCCUGCUCUGACACCCGCGUCAGUGAGAUUCUGAUGUUUGCCUCCACGUGUUACAUCAUAGUGAGCAGCGCUGUGACCGUCCUCCUAUCCUACGUCUGUAUCUUCUCCUCCAUCCUGCGCAUCCGCUCUGCCGAGGGCCGGUACAAAGCCUUCUCCACCUGCGCUUCCCACUUGUGUGCCGUGGGCAUGUUUCAUGGCACCCAGCUCUACAUCUAUUUCCGACCCACCUCCAGCUAUUCCAUGGACAUGGAUAAAAUAGCCUCCGUGUUUUACACGGCAGUGAUCCCCGUGUUGAACCCCCUCAUCUACAGCCUGAGGAACAGGGAGGUGAAGGACGCGCUGAGGAAAGCAAAGAAUAAAUUGAUAACCAAGUCUUGA
Messenger RNA from Pelodiscus sinensis (Chinese soft-shelled turtle), 939 nucleotides. RefSeq names its product olfactory receptor 8U9-like. Gene Ontology annotation, molecular function: G protein-coupled receptor activity; olfactory receptor activity. Gene Ontology annotation, biological process: G protein-coupled receptor signaling pathway. Gene Ontology annotation, cellular component: membrane. The record is from RefSeq and is a predicted model, not a curated record. Lineage: Eukaryota; Metazoa; Chordata; Testudines; Trionychidae.